AUGGAUGUACAGCGGGACUACACCAACCAUAUGGCGGACUUUCCAACCUCGUCGAUCACAUCUGACCGGCUGAUGCCCUUGCAGCAGCUAUUUACCGUGCCACUGAUGUCGACCUGGAGUGCGCCAUUCAUGCAAUUUGGGAUAGAACAGUUCAGCAGACUAUUGACUGUUUAUCCCGAAUUCAGGACCUGCCAUCCUGUCAUCACCGCAUUGAACAUUAGAGAUAACAACCCCCGAAGACGCGAAAAGGCUUGCCAACUCGGAAUCGUGGCCUCAGUCCAGCCUGUUCACCUAGACCCAGUAACCUUUGACGGGUGGCCAGAGAUUCUUGGGAUUCAGCGUUGCAAGCGGGUUUUUGCUUACCAAGAGUUUCUCGAUGCUGAUGCUCAUUUGGCCUUUGGCACCGAUUCCCCCACUGCAGCGCAUCAGGCACUGCCCAAUCUUUAUGUUGCUACUACUCGGCGGUCGGCUAUCCAUCCGCUCUUGCAAGAUACCAUCAAUCCCGAAUUCGCUGUUUCCCUCCGUGACCGCUGUCUCAGCAGCUACUUCGAGGGCUGCGUAUGCAUCCUUUUCAGACUCGUGGACAGGGAGUCUGCAUCCCGGAUUCAAUGCCAAUGUCGCUGUCCUGGAUAUGAUCUUGGCCCCAGAAUCUCUUUUGGAAUCCCGUGUGUGCCAAACCUGGUACAAGGGAAAGAAGGUGUUUGA
Penicillium egyptiacum is the source of this 705-nucleotide messenger RNA. Lineage: Eukaryota; Fungi; Ascomycota; Eurotiomycetes; Eurotiales; Aspergillaceae. The record is from the annotation of a GenBank genome assembly.